Molecule: messenger RNA, 1733 nt
Organism: Striga asiatica
Lineage: Eukaryota; Viridiplantae; Streptophyta; Magnoliopsida; Lamiales; Orobanchaceae
Source: the annotation of a GenBank genome assembly
UCCUUUUUUUCUUUUUUCUUAUUUCUUUUUUCUUUUUUCUUUUUGACAGUCCUUCGUUCUAUCUUCUUCUUCUUUUAAGCCCGCAAUUAUUAAAAUAUCAACAGAUAAAUAGAUGGUCUACGAUCUACAGCCAUAGUGGGUGAAAAAGGAGAAAUUCACUUAAAAUUUUCUAACCCGGUGAAUAAAAGGACGAUAUAAUAGAUUCGGUGGUCGCUGAAUAUUUUGAUCUCUCUAGGUUAUUUUUUUCCUGUUGUUGUAUUGCGAAAUAUCAAAUAUUGUUGCAGCUAAUAGGUAGGAGAAAAGAUUAGGAUUUUGUUGUUUGGUCGGGUUUAGGUCUCGAUUUCAAUCCAUCCAUGGAGGUUGCGAUGAGAAAAUGCGUAUGCGUAUUGUUGCUGAUGUGUGUAUUUAUGGAAUCCGCGAUGUCGGCCGGAUUUGCCUCAUCCUCCAUUUGUGGAGUCGAUUACAAACCUUUUCUUCACAAUCUCAAUUCUCGUUGCCCGUUUGCAGACCCCUUCUCUUCUUCUCCUAUCGAGUUGGUUAUUAUAUAUAUUUUCAUCGUAGAUACGCUCCGUGUUAUCAAUCUUGUUGGGCUGCUGAACGCAUUGUUGAUUGUUGAGUUCUCAUUUGUGGUGGAUGAUGAAUCAUUGGAGAGAGUGAUGAGCUCCAGCCUGAAGAAUGAGUACACUGCUGUUUUGUUUUAUGUUUCCUGGUGCCCUUUCUCAAGCAUCUUUCAGUCAAAGUUUUCUAUUCUGAGUUCAGUGUAUCCGCAGAUCAAACAUGUAAUGGUUGACCAGUCUUCAGCCAUGCCAAGUGUUUUUUCUAGAUAUGGGAUUCACAGCGUGCCUACCCUGCUGAUAGUGAAUCAGACAACGCGAAUGAGAUAUCAUGGUCACAAAAAUCUCCAGUCACUUAAAGAUUUCUAUAAAAGAUCAACAGGAAUGGAUCCACUGGUUGAUAUGGUUGAAAAUACAUCAAAAAGUGCAGAAAGUGGUAAAAGCGUGCCCCAACUCUGGAAUCGAGCCUCAUUCGAGGAAACAUUCUUGAGGGAACCCUAUCUUGUACUUUCUGUGGUAUUUAUCUUUUUAAGGGCUUUUCUGUAUAUCUACCCAGAAAUUGCUUCUCGUCUACUGGCACUGUGGACAGCGUACAUUCCUCAUCUGAAUUUGGAAAUUUUUGGCGAGUCAAAGCAGCUCUUGGGGCAUAUUCUCCAUUUGAUUGAUGUCAAGAGAAUUUGGAGCAAGCUCAAGAUUUGUAAAACGAGAAACUUCCACAGAGGAGCCAGAAAUGCUCGAGUUUGGGCAUCAUCUCUAGCCUCAGUGUCACUUGGUGAGGCCUCGUCAUCUAGAGUUUAUGCUUCUACUUAAUCGUGCGAGUUCUUUGUACGGUGGUGCUUGCGCUUGUUUGUGUUUUUCUCCACUUUUUUUUUUAUUAAACUUUUCUCUUAUCUCGUUUUCCUUAUUUUUGUAAACUUUAGUACUUGAAAAUUGCGAAGAGCUUUCGGAACUUCCGACUCUAGUGGGAACUCAGAGAAAUUGUGUAAAUUUGAGAUGUAUAUUAUGUUAGUUUUUUAAAACUGCUGAGACUUUUGGAUUGUCUAGUGCCGUAGUGACAAUGUGAUGCAUUUGUGAUUUAUUUUCUCCUGUGAAGUUCGUGUCGUUUUACUUUUGUUCUACAAAGAUAAUAUUGAUCAGAGCAUUAAUUAAAGACUCAAUUUCACCAGGCCGGUCUGAAAC